CGAGCGUCGGACACCUUCAAGCACAACAAAGCAUGUGUCGCUCCUCAACAUUGUGUCUCGUGUAAACGCGCGGAAUAUAGCGUUUUGUCCGUCUUUGCGCGCUUCGUUUCCUCCUUGAUGCUGAUCCUAGAUGGUGACCAUGACAACAGAGGCAACUGCUGUGACUGAAGCAGACACCGAGGGCAAGCAGAAGACCAGUGGUGCUGAGCCCGAGCCCGAACCCGAACCAGAGAACAAGCAGAAGACAGAGGCGGCAGCAGCAUCUGAGCCAGAGGGGGAGCAGUCGAGCAAAAAGGCCCAGGAGCAGGGGACUGAGCCUGGGCCUUCCGAUGCAGCGACCUCCCCUGAGGAGGAUCAGCUAAAGCCUCGUACCAGGACUUCUGCCGGUAAAGGCCUUUCUCGUCUCUUCUCCUCUUUCCUCAAACGCCGCUCACAGUGCUCCGAGGAAGAGGUGUUUGAGGCAGAAAAAGCCAAAGACGAAAAGGCGGACAAAGAGGAAAAAGCAGAUAAGAAAGAAGAGGAGAAGGUGGAAGAGGGAAAAAGUGAAGAGAAGGAGGCUAAAGCAGAGGAGGAAAAACCAGAGGUGAAAGAAGUGAAAAAGAAAGAAGACAAAGUAGAACCAAAGGAAGAGAAAAAGAAAGUGGAAGAAAAAGUAGAGAAGAAGGGCAGUAAAAAGAAAAAGAAGGAUGCCAAGAAGAAAGUAGAAGAAAAGGAUGAAGGAAAAGUGAAAAAGGAGGAGACAGCAAAGGAAGAGGAAAACCAGCCCAAGAGGAACACAAGGAAGAGGCUGUGA
Messenger RNA from Archocentrus centrarchus (flier cichlid), 793 nucleotides. RefSeq names its product translation initiation factor IF-2-like. Lineage: Eukaryota; Metazoa; Chordata; Actinopteri; Cichliformes; Cichlidae. The record is from RefSeq and is a predicted model, not a curated record. The transcript is spliced from 3 exons. Bases 131 to 793 code for a protein of 220 amino acids.